AUGAAGCAGCGGCCAUGUCUCCUUACGGAGACCAACAUUCUCUCCCCUAUAGAGACUGACCCAAUCAGCACACAGCGACCACCUAUCCCUGAGGAACCUAUAAUACUUGCUCUACCCAUUCAAUCUGACACCAGUACUACAGGAGAAGCUUCCUGGCCCCUCAAUCAGCAGCCGAUCCCCCUCCGGCAUGGACAACAGCAGCACAAUGCAGGAGGUGGAUAUUUUGGCCUAAACCUGACAUGUCCUAGUAUCAGAAAUCCUGUUAGCAAGAAAACGUGGACACGCAAAUUCAAAAACUGGGCGUGCAAACUGCGCCACUCCGCCAACUUGUUCAAGAAAACCAGAGUCCCGCAAGAUGAAGCAUCAAGCAGUCAGUCUUUAAGUGAAGAGAAGGAGAUGCUCAAUGAGAACUUCCCUGAGAUACGCACUGGACGAUUUCAGGUAAUUGCAGUGCCUCAAUCGGCUCCUCCAAAGGAGGCAACCCUGGACCACAGUAGCACUCUGAGGAAAGUGGGACGUUUUUGUGUCACCCAAGCUGAACCGAUUAAAGAGGAAAAGCAGACGGACAGCUCUCCUGUGUCUCCAGACCUAGAACGAGAGAGGAGGAGAUCUCGAGCUAAAGAGGUUUAUAAAGAAGAGAGUAAGAGGACCCCAGCAAUGUCCCGUUCCCAUAGUCACGCUUACUCACCCCAAGGCAGUAGUGAUGAAGAUGAGAGUGAAGUUGAAGAUGAAGACCUGAGGAAGGAGCUACACAAACUAAGAGAAAAACACAUCAAGGAGGUGGUGUCGCUUCAGGCUCAACAGAACCGGGAGGUGCAGGAGCUUUAUUGUCAACUUCGAUCAAUGAAGGACCAGAGGCAGAGUUUGCCUGUUCCUCUGUCCCAGACUACACUUCUCUCUGCAGCACCUCUAGUUUUAUCCCCACGAAGAUCCCGACCUGCCAAGGUCAAACUCCGUCGACCACACUCCCACAUGGACAACAAUGGAAUCGCACAUUCAGCUAGUGAACAGAGAACACUGGACAACCCAGAGCAGCAUCUCUCCCAAACUACUCAAAGAGAUCAAAGUCCUCUCAGAAAAAGCACAUUUACAGAUGAACUGCACAAGUUGGUUGAUAACUGGACAAAAGAUCCAGUGGGACCUAAUCCUCCCAAACCUUCAUUGAAUCAAAUAAAGCAAAUUCAGCAAGUGCAGGAGUUAGGGGGGUGGAGCCAUUGUACAGAGCCCACUCAAACUGGUUGGUUUCCAGUUUCCCCCUUGAAUCCCCAGGCUUCCCCUGUUCCAGGGACCUUGUCAGUGACAGCCUCCGCUCAAAACCUGUCUGCCCUGCACUCCCUUGGACCAACCCAACAGAUGCAACAAAAUUCAGACACCGUUGCCUUCCCAAAUGCCGACAUCGCCCGUUUCUGCCACAGCUCCUCUGCUAACUGUCAGUGGCACCACCUCAACUGUGGAAACUGCUGCUAUAACCCAAGCCACCUGCUCCGCUGCCUGCUAUACAGCUGCUACUCUGCCUUCUAG
Molecule: messenger RNA, 1521 nt
Organism: Knipowitschia caucasica
Lineage: Eukaryota; Metazoa; Chordata; Actinopteri; Gobiiformes; Gobiidae
Source: the annotation of a GenBank genome assembly